This is a messenger RNA of Ichthyophthirius multifiliis, 573 nucleotides long. RefSeq lists its product as hypothetical. The record is from RefSeq and is a predicted model, not a curated record. The transcript has 2 exons. The annotation marks the transcript as partial. NCBI's taxonomy places the organism in Eukaryota, Ciliophora, Oligohymenophorea, Hymenostomatida.
UAUUUUGGAAUAUGUUUCUUAACAAUAGGAAUUUUAUUAAUAAUGCGUAUAUAAAGUCUUUAAAAUGACCCUGAAAUGAAUGAAAGGAAACCAUUUUUAUUAUUAUUUUCCUGUUUGGUAUUAGUAUCUGGCAUUUUCUGUUUUUUUUUAGACGAAAAUUGGGUAAUAAUAUUAAGUCCAUUAGAAAAAGCCCCUUUAUAUAUAAUAAUAUCAAUGUCAUUAAAUUUUUGUGUCAUUUUUUCAAUUGUUGACUUAAUUAAUUAUUUUUUAGGAUUUUUCCAAACAUCAAAUUCUAAAACUUUUGUAGAAACUCCUAAAUAAAUUGUUGUAAGUUUAAUUUUAAGUAUUAUUAUGGGACUUUUUUAUGGAAUUAUAUUCAGUAUUUUCGAUUUAGAAGAUUAAAGGGGAAGAUAAUUAGAUAUUUAAUUAAUAUAAGAUGAAUAUUAUUGCAUUCCUAUUGCAAGUUUUUUAGGUUUUAUAGGAGGAUUUGUAAAUGAAUUAUUAAGAAUUAAAGGUGAUUAUAUACCUAUUAUUUUUUCAAAAAAUGAAGAUCCAUUUAAUGAUGAAAUUUGA